AUGUGGCAGGCUGGCAGAAGAAAGGGUCAGUUGGAGUCUAUAUCUUGUAGAGAUUCAAUAAGCAAUUUGCCAGAUGAUAUUCUUGGCAUAAUCUUGUCUUUCCCAUCCACAAAACUUGCUGCUUCCACAUCGGUUCUGUCCAAGAGGUGGAAGAAUCUGCUCCCUCUCGCAGACAGCAGCCUUGAUUUUGAUGACUCCAUCUCUCUCUAUCCCGACCACCGAGAUACCGCUGCAAGGUCGAGUGCAUUCGCCGAUUUCGUGGACAAGACAGUCGCUCUGUUAAGUACCUGUCCCAUCAAGACUCUCUCCGUGAAUGGCCGCUACGAAAAGUCUCGUGUUGACGAUUGGAUUCGCGUCGCGUUACAACGCAGCUUAUCGGAACUACACUUGCGGUGUCCUCAUCGGAUAGACAAAGAUAGAGUAGAGUUGUUGUUUCGGUCCAAAACAUUGGUUAAGCUUACACUAUCCGAUGGAUGCGUUAUCGAAGCCCUCCCUGAUGGACACAUGGACUUUACUGAACAACCUUUUAUGGAUGAGAAAAUAAAUGAAGAUAGGUUUUUCCCAUCGCUCAAAUCGCUUUAUAUCGGCGAUAUCGUGAUUGAGGAGUCCUAUUACCACAAGCUCAUCCUUACGUGCCCCGUUCUGGAAGAAUUGUUCAUACAUAACGAUGGCGAAUCACACCCGCCGAGUUGGAUUGGAUUUGCGCCAUGUCGUACUUUGAAGCGACUUGUGAUUUAUUACGUCGUUCCACCCGAGUAUAAAGAUGUUUACGAUGAUCAAGAAGUUUGCAUCGGUUGUCCAGAAAACCUUGUCUACUUUGAAUUUUCUAGUUAUGUCCAUGAUGUUUAUAAUGACGGUGGCGAGAUGGAGUCGCUUGUCGAAGCUAGACUAGAUCUUCGAUUAUUGGAGUCAACUACCAGUUUUGAUGAUUAUACCGAGACAGGUGAGUAUAAUGAUUUGCUUGUAGUGAAUGGUUUUGAUGAUAUCUUUGGUGAUGCCACAAUCUUGCUUUUGAGAAUGAUAACUGCGCUUCAUUUCGGCUGCAAAUUGUUCUUCACAUUCGACAACCUCGUUACUUUAUCAUUCGAGAGCGACAAGGAUAAAAGCUGGCAAGUUCUGCCACGUCUGCUCAGAAAGACCCCAAAGCUACAAAAUUUAGUCAUCAAGGUAGAUGUGGAGAUGUGUGCCCUUGCUAUCAUCGUCCCAAACGUAAGGGAGUGA
Messenger RNA from Brassica napus (rape), 1221 nucleotides. Its product is annotated as F-box/LRR-repeat protein At1g48400-like. Gene Ontology annotation, molecular function: protein binding. The transcript has 4 exons. The record is from RefSeq and is a predicted model, not a curated record. Bases 1 to 1221 code for a protein of 406 amino acids. NCBI's taxonomy places the organism in Eukaryota, Viridiplantae, Streptophyta, Magnoliopsida, Brassicales, Brassicaceae.